This is a messenger RNA of Scophthalmus maximus (turbot), 2729 nucleotides long. RefSeq names its product tumor necrosis factor receptor superfamily, member 9a (gene tnfrsf9a). The transcript has 7 exons. Gene Ontology annotation, biological process: regulation of cell population proliferation. Gene Ontology annotation, cellular component: external side of plasma membrane. The record is from RefSeq and is a predicted model, not a curated record. The coding region runs from base 268 to 1125 and encodes 285 amino acids. Gene Ontology annotation, molecular function: cytokine binding; signaling receptor activity. NCBI's taxonomy places the organism in Eukaryota, Metazoa, Chordata, Actinopteri, Pleuronectiformes, Scophthalmidae.
GGCUGAGGGGAGAGUUCUGUGUGUGACUGCACAGGCGACGGCCCGCAGACAUUUUCUCUAGAGGAAACCACAACAUGACAAGUCACUUCAACACUCGUUUGGACUAAAGACUUAGAGAAACGAGAAGAAGGAGAAGAAGGAGAAGAAGAAGAGGAAGCUACCUGGGGCAGCUGUACAGUCUCCUCCAUCCGUACAGUCUCCUCCAGCUGUUCUGUCUCCUCCAGCUGUUCUGUCUCCUCCAGCUGUUCUGUCUCCUCCGGCAGCAUCAUGGCCGUGACGCUGUGGGCGAUGAUGUCGCUGCUCGUGCUCGGAUGCUCGUGCAGCGUCGGACGCAUCGACUGCGGCUGCAUGAAGUGGAACAUGGUCGGACAGAACGUCUGCUGUGAGUUCUGUCAUCCAGGAAACCGCAUGGUCAGGGAAUGUGGUCCGAGCCUAAAAGACCUUUGCAUCCCUUGUGAGCCCGGGACGUUUACAGUGAACCCUAAAGUAUACAGUUGUGACCCGUGUACACAAUGUGUGGGAGCUCAGGUCCACGUGAAGGACUGCACCGCCACCAGGGACACGCAGUGCGGCUGCAGAGACGGACUCGUCUGUGGCGACGGCAGCUGUUCGUUCUGCGUCCAGAAGUGUGGCACAGGCCACGAACCCACCGAGGACCGUUCAUGCAGACCGUGUCCAGACGGAACCUUCAACGACCAAGGCCACCGGAUGUGUAAACCCCGGAGAACCAAGUGUCCCCAUCCGGAUCAGUACAUCGUGGCAGAGGGCGACGCGUUCACUGACUCCACGUGUGCCAACGUUUCUGUGGGUUUAUCACAGAAUCCCAGUCGACCUGGGACCACGGAUCAGUCGUGGCCACUGGUCGUGUCUGUGCUGACCAGCGUCGGUCUGAUGGGCUUCAUCUUCAUCAUCGUCAUCAUCAGCGCCAACGUGGCCAUGAAAAAUGUCCAGAAGAGAAAGACGCUGCCAAAGUUGAUCAAACACAAGCCGAUAAUCACAACCCCCACCAAUGAACCCAGGACAUUAAUAGCGAUCGAGUGCAGCUUUCACGAGGCCGAACAGGAGCAAGGCAGCAGCUCCGAGUCGCUGGACUCCAGGGACUCGUCGGAGCAGCUCAUCGCGUGACUCUGGAAUCCUGUAACUCUGUAAAUCACCGUCGAGGAAGAGAGACGGGGAAGUCUGCUCGUUGUCUUUGUCGCGUCACAAAGAGAAUACUGUGGACGCUCAGUUGUCUUUUCCCAAAAAUCUAAAUCAAACAUAUUAUUAUUAAACCAGGAAAUACUUUCAGUGAUCUCAUUAUGACAAAGGAAAUGUACACAAGGGAGGGAAGGGGAAUUCUGACAAUAGUCUAUUCAUCAUGGCUGCGGUCUCCCCCCUUUCUGUUAACCUUGAAAUAUUAAGUCAUCCUAACAUAGCUUUGGAAGUUUUUUAAAAGUUUCUAGAUUGAGUUUGAUAAACCAGAUAGUUUAAACAUCAAAAAACAACUUCCUCAACCUCUUCUAACUAAACUUCCACAAAAACAAAGGAGUGAACUAAUUCUGUAACUGGUGAAUGAAUUUGACUUGAUGUUGACACGUCUGAGCCGUUGCUCUGUGUGAACGUACAGUGAAGGUGUGUGUGUGUGUGUGUGUGUGUGUGUGUGAUUAAGGCUGAGCCAACACUUUGCCUCCAACAGAUGUUUUGUUACUGACAGUUUACUGCUGAAUUUGUACAUUUAUUAUUCUGUUGUGUUUGAGUCUGUCAGGAUUUAUCGAGGGACUGGUUGUUGUUUUUUACCUUUAGUCUGUUUUUGGUUUGUUAUUUAAAAUUGUCUAUGGAUGGGAACUAUUUUAUGUGUUAGAUUCAUGAAAAAUAUGAUAUUAACUAACUAACUUUAUUAACUUUCCUACCACUCACUCAUUGAUAUCAGAAAGUCCAGUGAAGGGAGUUUCUUUCUCUGUCAAUAGGUGAUGUUGGGUUAAAGCAGCAGGCCGUCGACAGUACAGCACAAUACAGGUCAUACAGUACAGAGGUCCUUUAAUAAAUGAGUCAAAGAUCUGGUUAAAGUUCAACAGCUCCUUCAUCAAGCUGGAACUUGCCUCUUGAGAAAGAAUCUGGCAGCAGUCUGGGAAACCCGAGUCUUAUCUGUCUGUGCUUUUUGUGCCUGAGAUUCCUGAUAAAAGCGUCACGUGGGAAAUCCUCAGGACAAACAUGACACACAUCUGGAUAAUUUAUGAGGCAGUCGAGAAAUUUAAAAUGAGUUUCAGUGUGCACAUGGAAACCCCCCCCCCCCUCCAUCUGUCCUGCGCUGCUUUCAGUUAAACCUCCGUCAGAGGAGUGGGCAACAAGAACACGUCUCUCGUCUGAACUGUGGCAGGUGAAUCUUCUUGCUUCCGAGAUGGAAACUCUGACAAACGUUGAGUGGGCUCAGGGCGACGGAGCGAGCCCACUCAGCGUCAGAUCUUAUAGUAACUCACCAGAGCGAGUGAGUGUGUGUGUGUGUGUGUUGAGUCACGACUUCACAGAGUGACGUCUGGUGGAGACCACAACCUUCAGAGGUGAACUUCACCACAAGUCAACUGUAGAACUUUACUUUCAACUGGUUACUGAUGAACCACGAACUGUGAUGUACUUACAGUAUUUGAAUUUAUCUUUGUGCCUUAUCGUUUCUUCUUGUAAUAAUACUGUCUUUAAACACUGGAUUAUACUUACUGUGACAUCUUUAAUCAGGCAAUAAAAAUAAUUUUUUA